GGUGUUAUCGUCGCCCUGCCACCUCUAUUCUAUUAUUUAAUAUAGGCACAUUAUUAUUGCUCUUUGCCUUCGUUUCGAGAAACUUGAAUUAAAUACCGCCGCACAAGAUGGCCAAGAGCCCGGAAAACAUAGCGCUGGACCAGCUGGACAAGGACCAAAUGAAGACGUUCUCCGACUUCCUGAUGUCCUACAACAAGCUGUCCGAGAUGUGCUUCACAGACUGCGUGCGCGACUUCACCUCGCGUGAUGUCAGGGAUUCUGAGGAGAAGUGCUCGCUGAACUGCAUGGAGAAGUACCUGAAGAUGAACCAGCGCGUCUCGCAGCGCUUCCAGGAGUUCCAGGUCAUCGCCAAUGAGAACGCCCUGGCCAUGGCCCAAAAGACUGGCAAACUAUAGGUGUUUUAGUUGUUAUUAUCAAGCUUAACUAGUGUUUAGACAACUGAGAUGAUGCAUUUUUCCUGCAUUUGUCAAAAUAGCCGAGUAAAGAGACGAGCCGACGAGGUACCCCGACGAUUGUUACAUGCUA
Molecule: messenger RNA, 525 nt
Organism: Drosophila biarmipes
Lineage: Eukaryota; Metazoa; Arthropoda; Insecta; Diptera; Drosophilidae
Gene: Tim9a
Product: mitochondrial import inner membrane translocase subunit Tim9
Exons: 3
Coding region: 108-395 (95 amino acids)
Source: RefSeq, a predicted model, not a curated record